UUCCCUGUGCUCCUGGUGUAGCGCUGAGUUUUUCUUUCACUAGUGAGGCUCCCUCCCUCCCCUCCUCGCCUCGCUCCGCCUGGGAAAGUGGGUUAGGAAGGGAGCUGAGUGCUCAGAGACUGCACAGGCACUCACUGGAGCAGGAGCAUCCACACGCGCAGGGGAAGAACACAGGCCUCUUGUUUCUCUCUUUUUUUAACCUCCCCUCCGUCUCUCCAGACGGGUUUGAUUCUUUUGCAAGCUGGUUUUUCUCUUGCUUGGUUGCCACCCACCUCUCCCUGCACACACAUUCACACACACACACAUUCAUUUCCCCUUUUUGGAGGGUUUUUCACUAAGACUUUUUUUCGAAGAGGUUUUUUUGGGGUUUUUUUUAAAGCCAGCAAGAGACUGAGCAGAACAAGAGAAAGUGACAGCUCAGAGGGACCGUGAGCUCUCCUCUUCCUUGGGCUUUCAAUCAGAGACAGAGUUGCACGUUAUUGUUAUUGUUGUUGUGCCUUUUCUUUUUUUUAAUUUACAUCCAUCUGUCUAUCCACAUCCACACUCACACACGCACAGAGAAGAAGUCCAUACAUUGAAACUCAACGAGAACAGCCAUGGUAGGAAGGGCACAGCCUGAUCGGAAACAAUUACCGCUGGUCCUACUGAGAUUGCUUUGCCUUCUCCCUACAGGGCUGCCAGUCCGCAGCGUGGAUUAUACCCGAGGCACUGAUAACAUCACCGUGAGGCAGGGGGAUACAGCCAUCCUCAGGUGUUAUAUAGAAGACAGAAGCUCCAAGGUGGCUUGGUUAAACCGUUCUGGUAUCAUCUUUGCUGGAACAGACAAGUGGUCCCUGGACCCUCGAGUGGAGCUGGAGAGACAAACCCCCCUGGAAUACAGCCUCCGGAUCCAGAAAGUGGAUGUCUACGAUGAGGGGUCCUAUACAUGCUCAGUGCAGACACAGCAUCAACCCAAGACUUCCCAGGUUUACUUGAUUGUGCAAGUUCCACCAAAGAUCUCCAACAUUUCCUCGGAUAUCACCGUGAAUGAGGGCAGCAAUGUGACCCUGGUGUGCAUGGCAAAUGGGAGACCUGAGCCUGUCAUCACCUGGAGACACCUCACCCCAACAGGCAAAGAAUUUGAAGGUGAGGAAGAGUACCUGGAGAUACUCGGGAUCACGCGGGAGCAGUCGGGCAAGUACGAAUGCAAAGCUGCCAAUGAGGUCUCUUCCGCAGAUGUCAAGCAAGUCCGGGUCAUUGUGAACUACCCCCCGACCAUCACAGAAUCCAAGAGCAAUGAAGCUGCUACAGGACGGCAAGUCUCACUCAAGUGUGAGGCAUCAGCAGUGCCUACGCCUGACUUUGAGUGGUACCGAGAAGAUACUAGGAUAAACAGUGCCAAUGGCCUGGAGAUCAAGAGCACAGGGACCGAGUCCUCUCUGACAGUGGCCAAUGUCACUGAAGAACACUAUGGCAACUAUACCUGCGUGGCUGUCAACAAGCUGGGAGUAACAAACGCCAGCCUAUACCUUUACAAGCGAGUUUUACCCACACUCCCCAACCCUUUUCCAGAAAGGGAUGUCCUUGAAGCUACAGGACCAGUGUCAUACAAGACCAAGACUUCAGAUACUGAGAUACUCUGCAGACAUAUUGACCAGAUGUAAGAUCAAAUUCCAGAUGAUCUGCCAUCUACAGCUCCAUAAGACACUGUACUGCCAGCAGGACCGGUUCUUACAAGGCCCUUAGCUAUUGUCCUAGACCCAUCAAAUCUUCCAGCUGCCAAAGUGACUCGAGAAGAACCAAAAUGGCUUGCUGCCAUCUCCAAUGAAAUUGCAGGAUGACUCCAAACCCUGCACUGAGUCACCUAAGGCAAGACACCAUCUGGCUCAAGUACUUUAAGUCAAAGGCCUAUGUAAUCUAGGGGGAAUGGUGUCAUGCACUGAGUGUUAUGUGUGUGGGGGCACUCCUGCCAGGAGGUGUAGUCAUUCUAUGCUGUGUUUGUUAUCUGCUUCUGCUUUCUGUUAUGCUUGAAGAGCAUUCGGUUAAGCUUUUUGUGGUCUUCAGUAAGAACUGUGGCCCUGGUCCUCCCUGUCUGAUCUCACUGGAACAAAGAAACCCCACAAACACACAAAACUGUGAGCUACUGCUGGUCUGGGCCGAGGUGCAUUGGCAAGAGUUGUGAGCAUAGGAUAGAUCUGGAAAAGUAAGGGUGGGGGCUUAAAGGUCAGAACUGAAGAGUGUUAGCAAAGCUGGGGCGAGUGGGAGAUCAGAUCUAUAAGGCAGGUGGUGCUGCAACUCACAAGUGAGGGGCACUCACAGGGCUGUGUGACGAUCCAGGUAUGGGAAUAGCAGGGGAUGUCAGGGCAUUAGUGAAGGACACCAGCAGAGCUACACACAUCAUUUUUUCUGCCAUCCCUGGACUUAAUGGUGCCAGGUCUCCAUUUGCAUGUACAGCAUAAAAAUGUGCAUAAAAAUCUUAUCCCCCCCACCACCACCACAUGCAUACGUAUGCACACUUUCCCACCAACACAUAAAAGUUAAGAAUUAAUAAAACGGAGACAAGAAAAACCCUGGCAAGUGCAAUCACUGUUUUCAUUAACAUUUUAAGUGGUUAUUUUUAAUGGUACAUUUAACUAACGCUAACUUAUCCAUGAGCAGAAAAUUUGGCUGUUAACACUGGCAUCUGCUUAACAAACUGAAGCUCUGCAUUUGGUGAGGCGUGAGUGUAACACCAAUAAUAUUACUUGCUAACAGCAGACUCAUUAGCAUUAAUUGCUGCAUUUACUACCACGUAGAGCAUCCUGUAUCUAUAACAACAUUUAUUAGAUAUAGCCCAUUCUCAUUGGAAAAAGUGCAUAGGAAACAAUGAUCAUUGAUGCAGUUUCGCCAGGAAACGAGGACAUAAAUUGGUCACAUUCAUUUUAAUCUAAGUCAUUCAGAGGAAAGAAGAAGGUGACAAGGUAACUGAUGGCAUUUUGUCCUUGACCUCUUAUUACUAGAACAGUUAGGUCAACUGUAGCUCUGAUGCAACUAAAAAUGAAGUAUAUGUUACAACCAGGGACCACCAGAAAAUCUGCCUAUGGGGUCCAUGACAAUCAAUUCACAAUUCAAGAAAGACUGGAGUUUUUGUGCAGAAAGGGCUUUGUCAGAAAAGUUACGGUGCAGCUCAGAAGUAGGGGGCACUGGCAGAGCUGUGUGUGGAGAAGCUUCUACUGCCUGGGUGAGCUUAUCCUAGAAAUUCCUGCCAGCAUACCUCAUUCCCCUCCAAAAAGUGCCACGUUGUGUGCCCAGACCAUUGCUGCUUUGCCAAACUUGCUUUCAUGAGCGCAGCUGUCCGAAGUCACCUAUUCCACCUAUUCCAAAAAUGCUUUCUAAGAGACCGUUAUUAGACAAGUAAAUCAGUACCAUUUCCAUUGGCGAUUUCCUGCAGGUGGCAAAGCUAAUCAAGAUUCCUCAAUCCUGAGAUCAGAUACUAGGUGGGUAGAAACCAGCAUGGUGUUCCUGCCAUCAAAGAAACUGCACCUAUUUACUCCAGGAUCUGGCCCCUUGUUGUAAACUUAUUGAGCCUGAGCCAUGAGCCAUUGAGGUGUUACUUCAGUUUAUUUCCUUUGUAUCUCCAUGCCAGAUGGGAAUAAAAUAAAGUGGCCUGGAAGUGAACUGUGCCCUUUGUUUUUCACACCUUCUCUAGGCAGUGCCAACAAAACUUGAUCAGGAUUUUCUAAUAAAAUGGGUUUUUAUCCCAGAAAAAU
This is a messenger RNA of Gavialis gangeticus (Gharial), 3728 nucleotides long. RefSeq names its product limbic system-associated membrane protein (gene LSAMP). The transcript is spliced from 9 exons. The coding region runs from base 597 to 1643 and encodes 348 amino acids. The record is from RefSeq and is a predicted model, not a curated record. Gene Ontology annotation, cellular component: neuron projection. Lineage: Eukaryota; Metazoa; Chordata; Crocodylia; Gavialidae.